Dendronephthya gigantea is the source of this 1775-nucleotide messenger RNA. RefSeq lists its product as uncharacterized. The record is from RefSeq and is a predicted model, not a curated record. The transcript has 6 exons. Bases 999 to 1463 code for a protein of 154 amino acids. Lineage: Eukaryota; Metazoa; Cnidaria; Anthozoa; Malacalcyonacea; Nephtheidae.
UCAAGCUGGAUUUUUUCUGGUUCUGAAAAAAUAUGAGAGGAAAGAAAUUACAGGUUUUAUUUUUGCUUAUUUAAUUUUCACCCUAAAAGUGCCCCUCAAAUGUAGUUUUCGCCCCCCUAACAACGUGUUCCUUCCCGCGUUCCUGUGUUUUACCAAUGUAAACAAAUAUGUCCAUAGUUUCCCGGCGAUUCAAAUAUAACAAUGAUUUCGGAAGAUAUGGUUGAAAAGCGCUCUAGAAGGAAUUUUUACCUUACCUACUUUUUUCACUCCUUUUGUAUUUUCAGGUACUGUAUUUUUGUCAAUAUAUCGUAUUUCCUCAUCUGUCACUUUGACAAAAACACCUGGCCGCCAUUUUGAAAAUUCGCUUAUGUGAUUACCGCUUAGUAUUGCGAGGUCGAUCGACCAAUCAAAGGUUAAUUGAAAAAGACCGAAAAUUCCUUGUUCUUUAUAGUUUUAAAACACGUUCCCCAACUUGCUUACAAAUCCGUGUUUAAUUAUAAGUUUAUGUUCUUUUCCACUUGGUCUGUAUAAGAUAACAUGACCCCUUUGGUAAAUGGUCUUUAUUACACAUAUUAAUAGCAGAUACGCUAAAUCAUUGAUGUGUUUACACUUUUUAAGAAUUAUACAUGCUCAUAUAAUUACUCAUAUAAGAGUCGAGGCUUCUAUUUAACGAUAAACUGUAGCGAGACGUUCCAAACGAAAAGGUCGUAUUGCAAACAGAUCAGCGAACAGUGGACUAGCAGUAUAUAGAACACACGCGCUGGGUUGAGCGAGUGGUCCAGUUUUUCGCCUUGCAGCAAAGAUUGUGUUAAGGAAAGGCGAAUAUAUUGUUUCUCUUCAAACCACGCUGACUAUCCUGGGGCAUCGUCGCAUGGCGUGGAAUCUCAAUGGCAGAAUUGCACGAACGAGGAAUGUUACACUGCUGUUGCUGGUCACUGGGGUCGCUGGUCCUCUUGGACAGAAUGCGAUGAAAAUUGCAAGCGUCAUCGAUCCAGAAAAUGUUCAGAUCCCGCCCCGAUACAUGGCGGGAACGACUGCUCAGGGGUUGCGAAGGAAGAAAAAGAUUGCUACGCCAACAGUACAUGCAACCCAGGUGGAAUUUGAGGCAAUUCGUGGCCGAUCUUUUUAUUCUGACAUGGCUUUGGAUGACAUCCAUUUCACGGAAAUGCCCUGUGGUAUUCAACACUUGGGAUGUUUUAACGAUCGUUAUAAAAGAGCUUGCUUUGCCAGACUUGGUUGCGAAUCUCUGGGAUAAAAUAGACUGGUAUGACAUGCAAAAGACCGUCAGAGAAUACGCCUGUGUUGCUUAUGACAAAGGAUACAAGUAUUUUGCUGUGCAGUUUUACGGAGAGUGUUGGGGCGCAAGAAGUAUGAUUGAAUAUGACAAAUAUGGUGCUUCCAACGACUGCUGGUCUGGUGUCGGAAAAGAUUUCACGAAUUAUGUUUAUAAAUUCACGAAAUAAGAUACGUUUUAUUUUCAUUCUAUCUAUAUCUCAGCAUUCCCAAUAUUUUGGGAUUAAGCCACUAGUAGGUAGGAAGUUGCAUGACAAAAGUCACAAAGAUUGGAAAAAAAAACUUGCGUUCGUGCAAAUCUAUUCUUUUAGAGAGUUUACCGUUCAGUAUUGUAUAUAUAUUUAUUUUAAUUUUUGAAUAGAAACAGCCUACUAUUGCGUUUAAUGAUUAUUUAAAGCGAAUAAGAAUAAUUGACAUCUAUUAAUAUUACCACUGAUAUCAAAGCGAGUAUCAUAUUUCUAAUGCAGACAUAACUCUAACAC